Messenger RNA from Trematosphaeria pertusa, 1497 nucleotides. RefSeq names its product leupeptin-inactivating enzyme 1 precursor. NCBI's taxonomy places the organism in Eukaryota, Fungi, Ascomycota, Dothideomycetes, Pleosporales, Trematosphaeriaceae. Gene Ontology annotation, biological process: proteolysis. The transcript has 2 exons. The record is from RefSeq and is a predicted model, not a curated record. The coding region runs from base 1 to 1497 and encodes 498 amino acids. Gene Ontology annotation, molecular function: metalloexopeptidase activity; aminopeptidase activity.
AUGAGGGCCGCUUCAGUUCUCGUCGCAGCUGGCUUCGCUGCUCCUGCGCUGUGCGGGCAGAAACUCGUCUCGCCCAAGGAGCUCAUCAAGCAGAUCAAGCUCGAGGAUCUCCUCGCCGGAUCGCAGCAACUCCAGGAUUUCGCUGACGCCAAUGGCGGAAACCGCGCUUUCGGUGGACCGGGCCAUAACGCUACGGUCAAUUGGCUCUACAAGACCCUCAAGAAGACGGGCUACUACGAUGUCUCGCUGCAGCCUUUCGUAGAGCUGUUCUCGUCUGCAACAGUCAGUUUCACCGUUGGUGGGACUGAGUAUCCGGCUGCGUACAUGACAUAUUCGCCUUCUGGAAACGCAUCAGCACCCUUAGUUCCAGUCGCGAAUCUCGGCUGCGAUCCAGCAGACUUCCCAGCUGGUGUCUCCGGCAACAUCGCCCUAAUCUCACGAGGAACCUGCACGUUUGCGCAAAAGGCCACCAACGCCAAAGCGGCGGGCGCCGUCGGAGCAGUCGUCUACAACAACGUAGAGGGCAGCUUAGCCGGCACACUUGGCGGCGUAGGCGACUACGCGCCCACCGUUGGAAUUUCUCAGGGCGACGGGCAGACGUUGCUCCUUGCCAUCCAAGCCGGUACGGUGGAGGCUACCCUGGUCGUAGACGCCGUGACCGAGAACCGCACCACGUACAACGUCAUCGCGCAAACCAAGUGCGGCGACAAGAACAAUGUCCUCAUGCUUGGCGGCCACACCGAUUCCGUCUUCGAAGGCCCGGGCAUCAACGACGACGGAUCCGGCACUAUUGGUGUGCUCACCGUGGCGAAAGCCCUCACCAAGUACACCACCAAGAACGCCGUCCGCUUCGCCUUCUGGUCCGCCGAGGAGUUCGGCCUCCUGGGCUCCUACCACUACCUGAAGACGAUCAACGGGACUAUUUCGGGCUCGGCGAAGGAAGUCGCCAAAGUCCGCGCCUAUCUCAACUUCGACAUGAUCGCGUCGCCGAACUACGUCCUCGGCGUCUACGACGGCGACGGCAGCGCCUUCAACUUCUCCGGCCCGCCCGGCUCCGGAAAAAUCGAAAAGGACUUCCAGGCGUUCUACGAGAAGCGCGGUCUCCCGCACGUCCCCUCCAUCUGGUCCAUGCGCUCCGACUACGCCGCCUUCCUGGAAAACGGCAUCCCGUCCGGCGGCCUCUUCACCGGCGCCGAGGAGCUCAAGACAGAAGAGGAGGCGCAGCUCUUCGGCGGCACGGCUGGUGUUGCGCUCGACGAGAACUACCACCAGGCCGGUGAUACUGUCGAUAAUCUUGCCGAGGAUGCGUAUCUGCUCAACACGGAGAGCAUUGCGAAUAGCGUUGCUAUGUAUGCGAAUAGCUUCGAGGGCAUCCCGAAGGCGAAUACUACGCUGCGGAAGAGGGAUGCCGAAAUGGCGAGGUAUAUGGCGAGAUUUGAUCAGGGGCAUGUGCAUAAUCAUGCCGCGCCUUGUGGGCAGGGCACGUUGGUUAUGUAG